Pectinophora gossypiella (pink bollworm) is the source of this 1619-nucleotide messenger RNA. RefSeq lists its product as uncharacterized. Lineage: Eukaryota; Metazoa; Arthropoda; Insecta; Lepidoptera; Gelechiidae. Gene Ontology annotation, molecular function: nucleic acid binding. Gene Ontology annotation, biological process: DNA integration. The transcript has a single exon. The coding region runs from base 364 to 1416 and encodes 350 amino acids. The record is from RefSeq and is a predicted model, not a curated record.
CGUUUCAUUAAAUUAUGCAGAAAAGAAACUGUGUCCACCAACUACAUUAGUAACUCGGAAUUACAAGAUGCAUUGAAGCUAAUAAUCAAAAUUUCUCAAAAAGAAUCAUUUCCAGAGUAUACACUUUUAUUAAAUCAACAACCGUUACCAAAGAAAAGUCAAUUACUUAAAUUUAACGUUUUCUUGGACGAUGAUAACAUCAUGCGUGUUGGUGGCCGAUUAUUUAAUUCACAGUUUUCUUAUGAUAAAAAGCACCCUAUUAUAAUACAGUCCACACAUCAUUUCACAAAGCUAUUGUUUAAUUAUGAACAUUUAAAACUUAAGCACGCAGGUCCCCAAUUGCUAUAGGCCUCAAUUAGAGAGAUGUAUUGGCCAAUUGGUGGCCGUAAUUUGGCUAAGAACUGCUACCACCAUUGCAUACGGUGCACCCGCAUGAAGGGCCAGGUGACUGCUCCACUCAUGGGCAAUUUACCGCCAAACCGGGUUCUCCCUGAUGGUUUUCCGUUCCAGUCAGUCGGAGUUGACUAUGCGGGACCGAUUCUUUCUGCUAGCCGCCAAGGUCGCGGUUGCAGGUUGAUAAAGGUAUACAUUGCACUCUUUAUAUGCUUCGCCACAAAGGCUGUGCAUAUUGAGCUGGUGGGUGACUUAACCAGUAACAAUUAUUUAUCAGCACUGCGUCGAUUCAUUGGGCGUAGGGGUAAACCAAAAAAUAUUUACUCUGACAUCGGUCUAUCAUUUGUUGGUGCACAUAAUGAGUUGGCAAAGUUUUUAAAGAGUAAUUGUGACUCAUUGUCAUCAGCAGCAGCCAAUGAAGAGAUUGAAUUUCAUUUUAUCCCGUCGUAUUCACCACACUUCGGUGGCUUAUGGGAGGCAGGUGUUAAGUCAACAAAAUAUCAUUUGCAACGAGUGUUGGGAAAUUGUAAUCUUACUUUCGAGGAUCUUUAUACAGUACUUGUCCAAAUUGAGGCAAUCCUCAAUUCCCGACCACUUACACCUCUCUCGUCGGAACCUGAAGAUCUCAUGCCUCUCACGCCAGGACAUUUUAUCAUCGGCCGACCACUGACUUCUUUGCCAAGCCAAGACUACCAGGAUGUUUCAAAUAACCGUCUAACUCGAUUCCAGCAAAUUGAGAAACUUCGACAGCAUUUUUGGUGCAGGUGGAGCAAGGAAUAUGUCUCCGAGCUUCAAUUGAGAAGCAAAUGGCGUACUAAUACGGAUGCUCUGAAGAUGAACUCCUUAGUACUUCUUAAGGAGGACAAUUUACCACCAUUAAAAUGGAGGUUGGGUCGAGUAGUAGCUGUAUUCCCUGGCACUGAUGGUAUCAAGAGAGUGGCCGACAUCAAGACUUCUUCAGGAAUUGUAAGAAGAUCUUUUAGCAAGAUUUGUCCUCUUCCGGUAAUCAACACAUCUGGUUGAAAGGCAAGCUUUCAACGGCCGGGGGUAUGUUGAAGAUCACAAAAAUAUUUACUUAUCUACUUUAUAUUAAAAGCCUGAACCAAUUGUUUAUGCAAACCUUUAACACUUGUGAUUGCUUUAAGGUUUAUGUUAGGCGUUCAUAUAUGUGUCAAGGAAGGGCUUUUCCCUUUUUUUUUAUUACAAGCUGAACUGUCAAGAAUCAA